This is a messenger RNA of Aspergillus niger, 771 nucleotides long. RefSeq lists its product as uncharacterized. NCBI's taxonomy places the organism in Eukaryota, Fungi, Ascomycota, Eurotiomycetes, Eurotiales, Aspergillaceae. The record is from RefSeq and is a predicted model, not a curated record. Bases 1 to 771 code for a protein of 256 amino acids. The transcript has 7 exons.
AUGUGGGAAAGUAAGCAGUAUGCAGUCGCAAGGGGGACCACUGGCCAGCAGAUUCGGGCGUCUGGCCAAGAUCCGGGGUUAGACGACAAGGCUGAUCUUCUCUUGGGGCUGCAAACAAGGGAUAGAAAAAAAAGCGCGUCGCUGGGUAUCUCCGGAAUGAAGGACGCCGAGGACGGAUGGGGUAUUAGGUUGACAGCGAACUACUACGAAGUUCUCUACGGAUUUAAAUACAACUGCCGCAUGCAGCGAAAGGGCAGGAGCGCAAAGGUGAAGUUCCGGGGGAAAGAAGGAGGAUUGAGUUUGUACGACGAUGAGAUCAUCAUCGCGCCGAGAGCGAUGAAGUCAAGGGCGGACGCGCCAGCUCAAGAUCUGGCCCGCCAUCCACUCAGGAUCGGCGCUACGAGCCUGGAUGUUGCGCGGAUCAUCCCUACGACUCCCUACUUUAGCCCUUCUGGCGAGUCGUCGAGCUGGGCCAGCUGGUUUCCAUGGGAAAAGGGACGGGUUUCCAAGGAGGCUCGAGAAGUUCAGUAUGUCAAGCGUGUACUUGACGCGUGUCUUUCAGCCCAUGUAGUCUUUCCUUUCCUCUCCAUUGCGGACCACACUCUUGGCCAACGAUUGGCCGGUAGAUCACUAAAAGGCACCAGCAUCGCUUACGUUCAGGUUCAAAUCCCGACCUACAUUUACCGAGUACGGAGGAUUGAUGUUCCCGUGCAGUUUCUCGAAUGCUCAUCGGUUUUGGGGGGGGGGAGAGAGAAAAUGGAGAGAUGCUAG